ACCCCUGGUCAGUGAGUAGGCCGGCCCGUCCGUCUUGUGUUUUUCCUCCUGCAAUUCCUUGUUCGGUGCAAGUGCGGCUGCUGCUGCUGCUACGCCUGCGUCUCUCGCGGGCAGGUCGCAUUCCGGGUAGGCUUCCCGUUCCCAAUUCCCCUCCCCCACCACCUCACGAGCGAGCAAAAGCAGCACUAGUCCUAGUGCGCAGCAAGGAAUCAAAGUGCACGCGCGGAGCAGGGAGGGAAGCGGAAGGGCUAGGGACCGUGGGCGCCCAUGUCGUCGCCGCCGCCGACCUCGCCGCCGGGUCCGCCUGCCAACGGGACGGCCCCGCCGCCGGCGACACCACCCCCGUCCAACUCGUCCUCCCCGUCGCCACCGGCUGGGACGCCCCCUCCCGCGACGCCUUCCGCACCGCCACCAAGGGGUUCUGCCACCCCGGUGACCCCCUCCACCCCGCCUCCCGCCCCACCGAGGACGCCCUCGCCCCCGUCGACCACACCCUCCCCGCCGUCCGAGAGGGGGACGCCGCCGUCCAACCCGGCGCUGUCGACGCCCGUGGUGGUGGGGAUCGCGGUGGGCGGGCUGGUUGCGCUGCUGCUCGGCAGCCUACUCUGCAUCUGCUUGUUCAAGAAGACCAAGAAGCGCCACCACCACCACCCGCCGCCGCCCCACCUCCUUCACUACUACGGCCACCCGCCCCCGCCGCCUCCUCCACCGCCGCCGUACAAAGGGGAUCAGUAUGGUGGGACGUACCAAAAUUGGCAGCAUAACGCCCCACCACCACCACCACCUGAUCAUGUGGUCAAGAUGCAUUCACAUCCUUCCCCUCCACCUCCUCCUCCGCUUAAUGUACAUAGUAGUAGUUCCGCUUCAAAUCACUCCGGUGGUGAGAGCCGCCCUCCACUGUCCCCUGGCAUUGCCCUUGGCUUUUCAAGAAGCACAUUUACUUACGAGCAGUUGAUGGCGGCAACCGAUGGAUUUUCUGAUGCUAAUCUGCUCGGACAAGGUGGUUUUGGGUAUGUUCAUAAAGGAGUGCUACCAAAUGGCACAGAGGUUGCCGUUAAGCAAUUAAGAGAUGGAAGUGGCCAGGGAGAGCGUGAAUUCCAGGCAGAGGUUGAGAUUAUCAGCAGAGUACAUCACAAACAUCUUGUAUCUUUGGUCGGUUAUUGCAUUUCUGGAGGCAACAGGAUGCUCGUUUAUGAGUUUGUUCCAAACAAUACAUUGGAAUUCCACUUACAUGGAAGAGGCCGACCAACCAUGGAUUGGCCAACAAGACUAAGAAUUGCUUUGGGUUCUGCGAAGGGAUUGGCGUAUCUUCAUGAAGACUGCCAUCCUAAGAUCAUUCACCGUGACAUAAAGGCCUCAAAUAUUCUUCUUGAUUUGAGAUUUGAAGCUAAGGUGGCAGAUUUUGGACUUGCAAAGUUCACUUCUGAUGCUAACACCCAUGUUUCAACGAGAGUAAUGGGAACAUUUGGGUACCUUGCACCUGAGUAUGCAUCAUCUGGCAAGCUCACUGAGAAAUCAGAUGUCUUCUCUUUUGGUGUAAUGCUUCUUGAGCUAAUAACAGGGCGGCGUCCUGUAAGUUCAAAACAAUCGCAUAUGGAUGACAGCUUGGUUGAUUGGGCAAGGCCUUUAAUGACACGAGCGUUUGAGGAUGGUAAUCACGAUGCUUUAGUGGAUCCCCGGCUGGGAAAUGAAUACAAUAAUAAUGAGAUGGAAAGAAUGAUAGCCUGUGCAGCUGCAUGUGUACGCCAUUCUGCACGCAGGCGGCCACGUAUGAGUCGGGUUGUCCGGGCCUUGGAAGGCGAUGUGUCUUUGGAUGAUCUAAACGAAGGCGUGCAGCCCGGUCGCAGCCGGUUCAUGGGAUCAUACAGCAGCUCGGACUACGACACCGGGCAGUACAACGAGGACCUGAAGAAGUUCAGGAAGAUGGCGCUCGGUGGCAGCGGCCUCCAGAGCAGCCAGCAGACGCCAACCAGCGAGUACGGCAAGAACCCGUCCGUGUCGAGCAGCGAUGGCCACCAGACGCAGGACAUGGAGAUGGGGAGCGUGAAGAAAGACGGCGACAGCGCUGGAGACAGCCGAGCUUCGUGAGAUAGCAUCUUCCUCUUGGGUUUUUGGACGUCUCAACUACCGCAAAUUUGUAAAUCCCCCGCUCCCAGCCUAGCUGAUUGGAUCGACAUAAUUCGCUGACCUGUUUGCAACGAACUGAAAUUGUUUGGUUGAGAUAGUUUUUGGCAGCUCCAGUUCACUGUUUUUUCCGCGCUUUUGCCACAACUCAAAGGUUCGUAAGUAUAGUUGGGUAUCUCCUAUAAAUUAAAUUCAUGACUCCA
This is a messenger RNA of Phragmites australis (common reed), 2327 nucleotides long. Its product is annotated as proline-rich receptor-like protein kinase PERK1. The transcript is spliced from 8 exons. The record is from RefSeq and is a predicted model, not a curated record. Gene Ontology annotation, molecular function: protein kinase activity; ATP binding. Gene Ontology annotation, biological process: protein phosphorylation. Bases 268 to 2088 code for a protein of 606 amino acids. Lineage: Eukaryota; Viridiplantae; Streptophyta; Magnoliopsida; Poales; Poaceae.